Phytomonas sp. Hart1 is the source of this 1479-nucleotide messenger RNA. The record is from the annotation of a GenBank genome assembly. NCBI's taxonomy places the organism in Eukaryota, Euglenozoa, Kinetoplastea, Trypanosomatida, Trypanosomatidae.
AUGCUAACCACAAAGCGCCGUCGCAUAGAAUCUUUAUUGAGCUCUUCCAGCAAUGGAAAUUCUUUGAUUAUCUCUGACGCGGUGAUCCUUUCUGGGAUUCGAACGGAGGUUGUUCGAACGCUUCCGUUUUGGAGAUGUUUUGUGGAUCUGCAGCGGUGGUCAAGGACGAUUCCGACCCUUAUAGAUUGCGAAAUCAAACUUCUCUGUCGUAUUCCCUGCGAGUUUUUUUACGGGGUGGAUGUUGUGUGGGCCGUGGCCGAUAUCCGCGUACGCUCUCGAAAAUACCAAACUCGAUCACGAUCUGCGAAGGCGAUUUUAAACAAAAAUUCUUCACCCGCCUCCGGCCUCCCGCUAUCGUCAAAUUCGGGGGAGUAUUUGCUAAAGGACCACCUCUGGAGUCUGGGAACGAUGCACUUUGUUCACCAUGACGCGCACCAAAACGUCCAUGGCGACUCCCGCAGCUACCACAUCCAGUCCGUUGUGUUUUGUAAUCAACCGGAGCUUUUGCAGUGCGUGGCGGGCACCAUGUUGAGCUUUGCCUUUAUAUCCUAUACAAUGAUAUUCUACUUGGAUUAUCAAGCCCGUCUGAAGUCCGUUCGUUCGCCUUCCACAGAGGACUCCACCCUACCAAGCGAUACGGUCGAGAAUGGCGUGUUCAAUGGAGAUGACGCCGAGAAUUUAUUUCCUGACGAUCCUCUGCUUCUUCGUUUCUCACGUACGCGCACUUUGAAGAAUAGUGGGGGUUCUUGGAAUCAAAUGAAACUGCUUUACCCACUUCCAUUGCGAAGCGUUCUGAUUUUAGGAAUGGGCGGGAAUAGUAUGGUAGGAAGCCUUCGCCAUGCGCUUGGCAGCGAGGUCGAUCUGCACGUGGUGGAGAUUGAGCCCGCCGUUUUGCAAGCUUGUGAGCGCGUCGGUGCGCUGCCGAACCGCGCCGAAGAUACCCAUUUUCACCUCCACCUCGAGGAUGCCAUGAAAUGUUUAAAACACACCCUCUCAAAGAUCUCGUUUGACAUGAUUUUCAUGGAUAUUUUUGAACCCACGGAAGGGAAGAUGAAAAAUGAUAUGCGAAUUUCGAACCUCUGCUUUGAUCGCCUGCAGAUUAACGGUUUACUUGUCGUGAAUAUUCAUCAGUUGCCUUCACUCUUGAGCUUAAAGCACUUUGGAAGGCUUUUCGGGCUUCGCAAUAUCCAGGCUGUGAACAUUCACGGCUGGAAUGAAAGCGUAGUGGUCUGCAUGAAAGCUUCAUCGACACCUAACUGGCGAAUUCUGGAAAGCACACAGGGAGCUGGGGAAGAGGGUAAAUCUUACGUAAAUAGCUCGCGUGAUGGUCUUUCACAACAAUGCGGUAAGAAUCUUGCGGAUAUGGUGUAUAAAUGCUAUGAGGAGGUGCUUCCUGGUUGGCUACCCCACUGUUCUUGGUUGAAAUCCUCAAAGAGAGUCGGCAAUGACAACGAUCAGUGUCGUAUUUGGGAAUCUUAA